Messenger RNA from Echinops telfairi (small Madagascar hedgehog), 2002 nucleotides. RefSeq names its product sideroflexin 1 (gene SFXN1). The transcript has 11 exons. Lineage: Eukaryota; Metazoa; Chordata; Mammalia; Afrosoricida; Tenrecidae. Gene Ontology annotation, molecular function: monoatomic ion transmembrane transporter activity. The record is from RefSeq and is a predicted model, not a curated record. Gene Ontology annotation, biological process: serine import into mitochondrion; monoatomic ion transport. The coding region runs from base 99 to 1067 and encodes 322 amino acids. Gene Ontology annotation, cellular component: mitochondrial inner membrane.
CUGCCGUGGCGGGAGAAGCGUUUCCGGUGACAGCGGAGGCGGCGCUGAUCAGGACCUGCUAGCGGCAUCGGCUGCCGGCCAGGGAAGCGUCUAGAACAAUGUCAGGAGAACUUCCACUAAACAUCAAUAUUAAGGAGCCUCGAUGGGACCAAACCACGUUUGUCGGACGAGCCAAUCACUUCUUCACUGUGACGGACCCCAGGAAUAUCCUGCUAACCAACGAGCAACUAGAACAUGCAAGGAAAAUGAUACACGAUUACAGGCAAGGGAUCGUGCCCCCAGGUCUGACAGAAAAUGAGCUGUGGAGAGCAAAGUACGUCUAUGAUUCCGCGUUCCAUCCCGACACUGGUGAGAAGAUGGUUUUGAUAGGCAGAAUGUCCGCUCAGGUUCCAAUGAACAUGACCAUCACCGGCUGCAUGAUGACCUUUUACAGGUCCACGCCCGCAGUGCUCUUCUGGCAGUGGGUUAACCAGUCCUUCAACGCCAUUGUAAACUACACCAACCGGAGCGGAGACGCCCCUCUCACCGUGAACGAGCUGGGAACAGCCUAUGUGUCUGCGACGACGGGCGCCGUAGCCACAGCCCUAGGACUCAAUGCGCUCACCAAGCAUGUCUCGCCCCUGAUAGGGCGGUUUGUGCCCUUCGCUGCUGUGGCUGCUGCGAAUUGCAUUAACAUUCCAUUGAUGAGGCAGAGAGAACUCAAGGUUGGCAUUCCUGUCACUGAUGAAAACGGGAACCGCUUGGGCGAAUCAGCGAAUGCUGCGAAACAAGCCAUCACGCAAGUCGUGGUCUCCAGAAUCCUCAUGGCCGCCCCUGGCAUGGCGAUCCCCCCGUUCAUCAUGAACACACUGGAAAAGAAAGCCUUCUUAAAGAGGUUCCCCUGGAUGAGUGCGCCUAUUCAGGUUGGACUGGUUGGCUUCUGUUUGGUGUUUGCUACGCCCCUCUGCUGUGCUCUCUUCCCUCAGAAAAGUUCCAUGUCUGUGACAAGUUUGGAGGCUGACCUGCAAGCCAAGAUCCACGAGGCCCGUCCUGAGCUGCAGCGCGUGCUCUUCAACAAGGGACUGUGAAGGGGGGGCCGGCUCUCCGAGGCUCAUCCUGCCAGCCCCGCACCUGGCGCAGCGAAGGCCGCACGGAGAACCUCGUUGGAUCUGUGUUCUCCCAACUACCAAAAGAGUCCUAAGAUCCAGGUUAGCCUGCUGAGGGCAGCUGCUACUUAGAGCCCAGCACCUGGUGCAGCCAGGUGCCCGCCCCCUGUUGAACCCCUCCAGUUGAAUCAUGUCAUUGAUCCAAAUCCCCUCCUGUGAUCAUCGCUGGUUUUCCAAGACGCUGUCCCAGCCCACAUCCGGGGCUUAGAAUAGAGUAGAUACUCAGUCAGUGUGUGUUCUAGUCAGUGAAAAGGGACUCUCUUUCAAAUACUGAAUUUCCAGUCCAGUCCCAUUGUUUAGUUCAAGGUGCUUUCAGAAGCAAUGUAGGGAACACUGAAAGUUCUAGGGCAAACGUCAACAAGGACCCUUCAAUAGUAAGGAGUAGAUAGCUGUCGGGGAGGGCAGUGGGCAGGUCCUGACCAGAUGGUGAGUGGUUUUGACUGUGUAGCAAAGGGCUGCUUGCUAAACCUCCUGAAGACAGAGUCAAAGAUGAGGGUGAUCUCUAACUGCAUGCGGGUGGCUGGUGGAUUUCUUCGAAGGACAGUCAGUCACGUGCGUUCUGCUUCAGAGUCGUGUGACGGUGUGGGCCUUCCUUUGGCGUUCUUGGUUGUCCGCUCCAUUAUCUGCUUCCAACCACCCUCACGGGACUGAAAUCGGCAAAUGUCAAACUUUCAAAGCACACCCGACCCCGCCGCUGGAUGCGUGGGCUGAACCCGGUGGAAUCUAGCCUGGCUCGUGCUCUCCGCUCUCCCCGACUUCUCUUAUCAUCCUCAUAGAUUUCUGUGACUUUUCAGAGAGAUACAGCCAGCCAUCGUGUGAAGAUGAGUCAGCGGCCAAAUGAAUUUGACUUGAAUGUU